Anopheles stephensi (Asian malaria mosquito) is the source of this 5818-nucleotide messenger RNA. RefSeq names its product monocarboxylate transporter 12-like. NCBI's taxonomy places the organism in Eukaryota, Metazoa, Arthropoda, Insecta, Diptera, Culicidae. The transcript has 8 exons. Gene Ontology annotation, biological process: transmembrane transport. The record is from RefSeq and is a predicted model, not a curated record. Gene Ontology annotation, molecular function: monocarboxylic acid transmembrane transporter activity. Bases 2147 to 4600 code for a protein of 817 amino acids.
GACACCGGUUACCGGAGAGCAGGAUGACGACCAAAAACCCGAAGCCAGCCAACCAUCCAGCCAGUCAGUCAGUGGCGCGAGAAGAAAAAGCCGAACCCGAAGCGGCACACCGACGACACUGCUAGCCGCCCAGCUUCCGAGCUUUCCGAGUAAAGCAGGCUUUUCCCCCAAUACGGGUUUUCCCUCUAGUUUUCCCUGCCCGGCAGGAAACUAGUUGAUGACGUUGCUAUCGGUGUGUGCCCGAGUCAAUCUGUCGAUUCGAGAGGAGCAGGCGGAAAAUCGGAGAAAGUGUUCGCUCGGGGUUUUUCGGUGUCACUGGUGUGUUUCGCUCGCUCUCUCUCUCUCUCUCUCUGGUGCCUCCUGUUUGGGUAAUGACCACGGUACGCUCGGUACGGCCCUAUCGGUCCGUGGUCAGUCGAUCCGUGCCCGUUGCACGACCCAAACGCGUAAACGCACCACUCCGACAGGGGAUUGCCUGUAUUUCGCUCGUGUUCGGGAUAUCGCCCAUUCGCGUCCGGGAAAAGCGUGGUGUAGUGCAAAUAAAUUGGAAGACGUGCGCGAUUCCAGACGCAAGGCGUAAACAACAACAGACGACGCAUCGCACGGUUGGCCAACGCAAGUGACUUUCGAUUUCAAGUGACCGAUACGGUUUGGUGACGAAAGUGUGUGUGUGUGUGUGUGUGGAGUGUGAAUAAGUGUGUGGAAACCCCCCCUCUAACCCUAACGACCGUCUUAACCUAAUGUUGUGAUUUGGUGGGCUAACAGUGGAUUGGGGACGUCCCGGAGCGACGACGAGAACAUCAUAUCAAUUAAUGUCACCCGGGACACCAUCGAAAGCAGGGGUUGGACCAGACCCGUGGGGGCAGUGAAGGAGGGCGGUGUAGGCCGCCGCGCGCGCUCAUAAACGCGACAAAAAUUAAUGUGUCAGAUGUAAGUGCGAUGUUUGCCGCCACCGAUUGCAUUCCACGGUGCCGCGCAUAGUUCGUAGUACCAACCCGGGGCGAACACCCCCUCACAAAACCCUCGCAUAUAUAUAAACAUACCGCCUCCAUCCGCUAACCCAAAUCGAAGUAGGCCUCCCACACCCCCUCCCCGCUCCCCUCCUCCUCCUCCUGACCUGGCGUGCGGGUUUUUUGGGGGAUAUAUUAGUGAACGCAAUAAUUGCAAAUUAGACUAGCGCUAGCCCCCGAGGGUGAUGCAUCAUGCCUGCGGUGCGUCCUUUCGUGUAGCGCACGACAGUGAAAUUGAUUUUGUUUACGUUCGGCGUAUUUAUGGCGCACGGUGCGUCGGAUCGGGCCGCAGCAAACAAGGGUUGUUAAUAUUUUUAAUUUCAAAUCGCGUUACAACACCGAAGACCUCCGCCCAGACUCUCGCCGAUAAACACCGGGCAAAGCGCGGGCAUACGCACGUGCGCGGGUAUGUGUGUUCCCAUUUCGAAGGGGUUGAAAAUAACGAUUUCCCCUUUUUUAGUUUACAUAUUUAUGCGUCGUGCAAGCUGUGCCGCCACGCACGCUGUAUCGCGCGAGAUUAUCGGUUCGGUCGUACGCGUCCCAACAUUAGCUCCCCUGCCUAUCAGCCUGUUUGCCUAACCUUCUCCUAAUCAGUGUAAGUGUGUGUGUGUGUGUGUGUGUAAUUUUGUAAGUGUGAUUGCGUGUGUUGCUAGAGCACGGGCACAACAUCUCGAGUGCAAUUCUGUGAUUGCCCAACCACCGCAAAAACCGCAAAAAAACAACAACAGCAGCACCGACCAACUAUCAACCGACCAUAACCUCACACAUCCUGAGGACAACACAUUCGCUCCUUCAUAUCGUGCGAGUCCUCCAAACUCCCUCGAAGCCUCGUAAGGAUCUCGUAAAAGGGGCGGGGGCAGGGGUGGAAUGAUGUGUGACGGCACUAAGGGCGAAGUUUGCAAAUCUCACGCAAUCAACACUCUCCCAGCAACCAAACCAACAGCAAGAAAAUAAACACACACACCCACACAACAACCCGCAAGAGCUUACACGCUCGCUCGCCACCGCUUGCGCUUCCGUUUCCUCCACAUCCACAGCGCAUCACCACACAGCAGCAGCAGCAGCACGCAAACAAUCGAGCCACGAAUGACACCGGACACUGUUGGUGACGGUUUGCCAUCGGCACUCACCCGACUAUGGCCGCCAUCUCGCUGAAGGGUAGCAAAACCUGGCCAUCGAUACUGCAGCGGAUCGACGCGAAAGGGCGUACGUACAGCUUCGUCGUGCCGACCACAAUCAACACCACCACCAUUACGGCGGCUGCACCGGUGACCGCACCAACACACCGCGACACGGCCAAAGCUCACAAAGUCGGUGGUGCCGAUGGACGGGCGGUGGAUGGAGCACACGAACCAGCAGCGACCACGUCAACCACUAAUGGCGGUACCACCGCCAUUAUCGCGAACGUGACCUGCAACGAGCAUGGCUGUCUGUCCGGGCAGGCCGCAGCCAAAGCGUCCACCCUGCGCCGCCACUACUAUCCGGAAGGCUCAUGGGGUUGGAUAGUGCUGGCGGUCGGUACACUGCAAGCGAUCCUCAACCACGGUGUACAGCUGUCCGGUCCACUGUAUCUGCUACCUGCCGGCGAACGCUUCCAUCAGCCAGCAGUCAACAGUUGCGGAUGGCUGGGCGCACUGUCGACCGCGGUAGCACUCUUCAUAUCACCCAUCACGAUCGCAGUCUGCAAACGCAAGUCCACCCGGCUGACCGCGGUAAUUGGUGGACUGGUGACCGCCCUCGGUUGCCUCUUCACAUCCUUCGCAUCGCAGUUUCACCAACUGUUCUUCAGCUACGGUGCCGUCGUAGGUGUCGGUGUGGGGAUGACGCGCGAUUGCUCCACACUGAUGGUGGCGCAGUACUUCAAGAAGCGGCGCGAGUUCGUCGAGAUCUUCAUCGUGUCGGGCAGCGGGCUUGGCAUUGCCGUCAUGUCCAGCUUCAUCAAGUCGGCGAUCGAUGCGAUCGGGUGGCGGUUGGGGCUGCAGGCCGUCACCGGCACCGUGUUCAUCACGUUCAUCCUCGGCACCUGCUACCGGUCCGCGUCGCUCUAUCACCCGCAGCGGCGUGCGAUCCUGCAUCUGAAGAACCAGAAGCGGAAGAUAAAGGACAAAAACAAACACGACGAUCGACCGCCGUUCUUCGACUUUAGCACACUGCGCAGCAAAACCGUGCGCAUACUGCUCGCGUCGACCGGCAUUGGUGCGUUCGGUAUCAACACACCAAUCUUCUACCUGGCACACGAGGUGCAGAAGGACGGUAUCGGUGAUAAGGUGAUGAUCCUGCAGAUCUACCUUGGACUCGCCUGGACGCUCGGAUGCACUGCGUUCGGGUUGCUGGUCGUGCGGAACAGUGUCGAGUGCCGUAUCGCUCGUCAGUACCUCUGCCAAACAGCCAUCUUCAUGUGCGGCGUCUGCAUACUGGCACUGACGGCUGUCCACGGCAACUACCACGGGUACGUGAUGUUCGUCUGGAUAUACGGUAUCUUCUGCGGUGGCUACCACUACUCGCUCAAGAUGUACACGUACGAGAAGGUGCGUGCACGCAACUUUGCCCGUGCCUGGGGUUUCGUGCAGUUUGCCCAAGCGAUACCGAUCGCGCUCGGUGUACCGAUAUCCGGGUACAUGAACGAGAGUGGUUCCGGUACGGCCGGCUAUUACUUCAGCUCGGGCUGUGCCAUCGUCGGCAGUGUGCUCAUGUUUCUGAUCGAUCUGCACCGGCGUUCGGUUUCGCGCCACAAACACACAAGGGCGAACGGUACACGCCAUCUGUGCGUCUCGGAAACCUGCCCGCAACGUCGCAAACUCUCCUUCUCGCAAGAGCCCGACAACGAACCGGGCAUUAUCACUGGCAACACGGCGAUGAUGAUCGGUCCGGAACUGCUCAUCCCGCCGCUGAGCGAUGGCAUCGUGGAACCGAUCAACGGACUUGACAAGCCGGAGCUCACCUGCAUCUCCGAGGAGGGUAUCGCCGACAUGGACCUACCGGACAAUCUGCUGGACGAUCUGGACUAUGUUGGUGAUUGCAUUACCUCGUGCAAUAAGGUGGAAAACUAUCUCAUGUUGAGCGAGUUCGAGAACAACCUCAGUGCCGAAGUUCCUAUCCUGCUGGACAAGCGGGGCCGCCGACUGUCACUCUCCAAAACGAAGGCCCUCCUCGGUGGACAUCUGGGUGGGGCCGGUGGUACAAUACUGGCGCCCGGUACACAGCACCAUCCCGAAUGUCCCGUCGAACAUUCGCUCGGCCAACCUACCAAUGCGCUGCCGGGUGAUGCAAACGGUCUGUCGCUGCUACACCCCCAUCAGGCACACCAUCACCAUCACCAGCAACCGGUGAACGGUGAUCUGGGGAAAAACGUGGCACCGGUCGUCACGAAAACGGACGCAGCGCCACAGAACACGAUCGGCGGUGGUGGACGUGGCGGGGACACCGGCGGCAAACCGAUGGUGGCCGGCAAUGGGAGCGGCAAUAGCAGCACACCCAACACCCUGCAGCCCCAGCAGCACUGCCGACUGAACAGCAAAUGGCGCCCGAGCCAGCAGGUCGGGUUUCUUAACAACCGCGUUAUAUCUGUGAUCGAUGAAGCCUCAGUAUAGGGAAAGCAGGCACGCACUAUAAGCGUGACGGACUAUUAAGGUAUAGGAGUUGCGUUAGAGAAAGAAGAAGAAACAAACGCGCGCCAGACGCACACAGUGUGCCACAACACAGGGCGGGAAAGAGAUAUGGGGUAGAAAACGUAAAAUGGGAGAGGAAGGCCAAUAAAGAUGGCUGACCGCCAAUAAGUAGAGCUAACGAGGCACUCCAAAUUCACUAUCUGUACAUAGUACUUAGUAGUGUAGCUUAUCGAUGUAUAAUCGCUCCAAGGGAUGGAUCGCUGCAUCGUCCUACCUUGCGUUAGAUGCGUUACUAGCUUAAGUUUGUAGCUGCGAGUGUGCGCGAGCGAUCCGUUUACACACAGCACCGUUUAACUUCUUCAGAGAACAAUUGACUGAUUGAUUUUGUGCGUGUUGUUGGUUUGCUUUUCUUUAGCACCAUUACGGUGUUUUUCAUGUAAACGAACGCUCACAAAAAAAAACAAUAGUUGUUAUCUCAAAAUGGCGUCUGCUUUAUGAGAUGAAAAACACUGUACGGGGGGCUAUUACAUGUAGGGUUUCAUUUUGUUUUUCCAUCCCCCCUCCCCCCGAUUUCAAACGUUCUCUUACACUAGCUCUCUUUCUCUUUUGGCAUCAGAACACUCGUUCUCACUGUAUCUAAGACACACACACACAUACUCUCUCGAUUGUAGAUGAUCCUUUUGGAAAGCUAUCUGUCUUUUGUCCUUCUACAGUUUUCUCUCGAUCCCUAUCUCUCUCGCUCUCUAUCUAAAAAACCUAGCCCGACUGUAGUAGUGUCUUCCUGGGCCUCCCACUUUCUCCCCCCCCCCCCACCCCCCCUAAAUUAACCAAAAGAUGCUAGCAAUCUUAAUACAUACACACCAGACACCCAUAGACACGCGGGAGAUGAUUGAGCAACUAUGCUGUGAGGGAUGAUCGUGCACAGAGUAAAAUUAUUAUAUAGAAAGGAAAUAAUCCAUCCCUCUCGCAUCUCGCUCUCCCUCCCUUACACGUGACAGAGAGCACGUGGUAAAAAUAGAAUGAUGAUAUACACAACAAAAAAGGAAAACACUUAUAGUAGGCGUUUUACAUAUUACAACACUAGAGUACAUCUACUCGGCAGCCAAAACGCAACACACAAACGAAUGCAUACAUACAUGGCAGUGCAAUCGAGCAUACUACUUGAUUGUAGCGUUUUAAUAAAAACCAGACGAAACCAAA